Molecule: messenger RNA, 1713 nt
Organism: Pectinophora gossypiella (pink bollworm)
Lineage: Eukaryota; Metazoa; Arthropoda; Insecta; Lepidoptera; Gelechiidae
Product: cytochrome P450 6B2-like
Exons: 3
Coding region: 11-1534 (507 amino acids)
Molecular function (GO): monooxygenase activity; heme binding; oxidoreductase activity, acting on paired donors, with incorporation or reduction of molecular oxygen
Source: RefSeq, a predicted model, not a curated record
AUUGAACAAGAUGGUGUUAGUAAUCGUAACGUCUUUUACCAUUGCGUUAGUAGUUUUGGCAUAUUUAUUUUAUAAAAAGUUUACUAGAACGUACAGCUAUUGGAAGAUCCGAGGUGUCAAAGGGCCAACACCCCAGUUCCCUUUUGGUAAUUUUAAACGUUUCCUUACUAAAAAAGUUUCCUUUACAACGUUAAUAAAAGAAUUUUAUAAUGAAUUUCCUGAAGAAAACGUUAUUGGAAUAUAUCAAGGCUUAACACCGGUACUCAUCGUCCGAGACCCAAAUAUAAUGAAACGCAUAUUUGUAAAAGAUUUCUUUUAUUUCCAAGACCGAGGUUUUGAAUUAAAUGAUGAGAAAUUAAAAAGGAGUAAUUUGUUUACUAUGAAUGGUGAAAAUUGGAGAGUUUUACGGCAAAACCUAACCCCCAUUUUCACCAGCAGCAAAUUGAAACAAUUUGUGCAAAUUCUCAACAGCAGUACAAAAAGUUUCAUGGAAUAUUUAGACGAGUUAAUUCAUGAAGAAGUUACGCAUGAAGCACGAGGUUUGUUUAGGAAAUAUUCAGGUAAAAGUUUACUAGCAGUCCAUUUUGGAUACCAUGUGGACGCUUGGUCAGAUGAAAUUAAUACAUUGAUUGAGAAAUGUGAUAUUAUUUCGAAGCGUAUGGGUGUCUUUAGAUUCUCUUUAAUAAUGUUACGUAACUUUGGAAUUACAUUUCUUGAUAAAUUUACGCGGAUCGUACCGGAAGAUUCGUUGAAUUAUUUUGCUAACAUUGUCAACAAAAUUACUAGUGAGAGAGAAGGAAAGCCAAAGAGAAAAGAUGAUCUAAUGGACUUGUUGCUCAUACUGAAAGAAAAAGAAAAAAAUGCAUCUGGUAACAACAACAAGGUGAUAGAAUUUACCAAUGAUAUUCUAACAGCACAGGCUUUAGUAUUCGCUCUUGGCACAUUAGAAGCUGUAUCAACUAAUAUGGCGUUUAUAUUCUACAAACUUGCAUUAAAUCCUGACGUUCAAAAUCACUGCCAUGAAGAAAUUAAGUCAAUCAUGGAAAAGUACAACGAAGAACUCACUUACGAAUCACUGGAAGAAUGUAAAUAUCUUUCUAUGACGUUUGAUGAAGCGCUACGCACAGCUCCUGGCGGAAUGACUUUUAGGCAAUGCUUGAAAGAUUAUGAGAUUCCAGAAUUAAAUCUGAUGAUUGAAAAAGGAACUCUAAUCUAUAUACAUUUCUCGUCUCUACAAAACGACCCGAAAUAUUAUGAAAAUCCUAGUAAAUUUGAUCCGAUGCGAUUCGCACCAGAAAAUAAGAACAAAAUUGCUAAUUUCACUUAUUUGCCGUUUGGCGAGGGACCCAGACAUUGUAUCGCAAAGCGUUAUGCAAAAUUGCAUCUAAUGGUGGGACUAGCUCACUUCAUAUACCGAUAUCGAUUUACGCCUUCGGAGAAAACUCCUCAGGUUCUGCAACUCGAUCCCAGAUACUUGGGUCCCGUUUCCGUUGAUGGCUUGUGGAUAAAUAUAGAACGAAGGAUAAAUGCAUAAUUCAAGCACUAACCUGAGACGCGCGUUUGAUGGAAGUAGUACCUACACGGAACAACUGCAAACGUUUCUGAAGCAGCUAUAUCUUCUUUACCUACCAUUUCAUGUCAUUUUAAUACAUUGAUUUUAUUAUUAAUUAGUACUUAGGCAUUAAUAAUAAAUCAAAGUACCUAUUUCAUUUA